Molecule: messenger RNA, 1445 nt
Organism: Amborella trichopoda
Lineage: Eukaryota; Viridiplantae; Streptophyta; Magnoliopsida; Amborellales; Amborellaceae
Source: RefSeq, a predicted model, not a curated record
GGGUCAUCAGCACGCCUUAUGAAUUGUGGGGAUUGUAUUUCUCUCUCAUCUUGGUGAUUUAUUUUGGUUACAUUUCUCUUUCCUCUCCUUUAGACGAGACUGUUGUUAAGGGAGGCUUAAUCUGCGCUAGGGUUUGAUUUUAGGUUAUGCCUUGUUACAAUCUGGGCACUAGCUAAGAUUCAGAGAAUUUGAGAGAUGCGUUUUGGAUGUAAAUUUUUUGAACUUCUUCAAAGUUGCAGAGGUUUGCAUCGUAAAAAAAGGAAGAUGAAGCGAGGGAGAUUUUACCUUUGCCCAAUCUUUCCUUGCGGUGAAAUUUGUGUGAAAAAAUAUAAAAAACGCCAUGUUUUGUAUUUUAAGAAAAGUCCUUGCUAUCAAAAGUUGUUCCCAAAUGAUAGGGAGAGAGGGACAGCAGCCAAGUCAAAACUCUGUAAUAACGGAUCUAAGAACGAUUCUUCUCCCUUGACCUCAUCACACUCCUACACAUUUUUACUACCACACUCAACUGAUACAAGUUCAUAUACAUACCCAUCUCUCUCUUUCUCUCUCUCUCUCUCUCUCGCCAUGGAUGACGUCAAGGUAGUGAUCGCAAAAUUGAAGAUUUGUGCGACUCUUUUCUCGUUUCCAAUUUUGGGAGUAGGGAUAUGGAUGCUAUGCAUGACCGAUGCCGAUUGCGAAUACCUUCUUCGAAUGCCGAAGCUUAAGAUCAUCUUAGGAGUGAUGUUGAUUAUCAUCUUUGUUUUCAGUAAUGUGGCAGCGGUCUCACCAGUUAGGAUGCUGUUGUUUACAUGUUUGUUUGUGAUGUUUUUGCUCAUAGUGAUUCUCAUUCUAGGUAUCUUAUUAGUAGGGUCUGAUGGAGCUGAGAGUAGAGGAGUGAGUGGCUCACCUCGCUGGCUACAGAUGAGGGUAAGGAAUACAGAGAACUGGCAAAAUGUGAAGAGCUGCAUUUUCACUCUUGAUAUGUGCGGUGAUCUCGCACAAAGAACCAUGCACAUGACGUCGUAUGAUUUCAACAUGAUGAAGCUUACUCCGAUUGAGUCAGGGUGUUGCAAGCCUCCCUUGUCAUGUGGCAUGAUAGGCGUUAACGCUACCUAUUGGGAACCGGAGCCCACAGGAGAGCAAGAACUUAGUAAUAUGGAGGAUUCAGAUUGUGCCACGUGGAGCAACCAGAGGAACAUCCUGUGCUACAACUGCAACUCUUGUAAAGCCGGUUUUUUACAGAGCCUACAAAAAAGGUGGCAAAAAAUCGGCAUAAUCCUAAUUACCAUGGUUGUCCUCGAGCUCCUCCUCCAUACCCUCAUUUUUGUUGCCGUUAGAUGGAAACCUCACCCUAAGUCAUAAAAAUGUGAUAAUUUUCUCUCUUUGUUAUUACUUGUUUGCUUGUAUUCAUUUCCUGCAAUAAGAGUGUGAACAUGUUGAAUUUCAUACAUUUUCUGCAGUUUUCAUCA